CGACGCAUCACGUUUCUGACACCAGCCAGAGGGUUUUACCUUGAAGGACACGUGAUUUCAAAUCAUUCUGUGGAACUAAAUCUUGACUGCCAAGACCAAUGCGCCCUUGCGAGGGAAUGUGUUUCUUAUAAUAUUGGUCCAAUGAUAAACACCAAGAUGGCCUGUGAACUGAGUAACUCAGAUCACUUGCAACACCCAGAGGAUCUCAAACCAAGAAAAGACUUGACCUACAGAGGCACAGAGGUAUUUAUCCCCUCCUAGAUGAAUUUUGAACCAUCUCAUCAUAGUGGUGGAUUUAUGACGAUUCUAAGCCAGUGAUGAAAAAGAUGAUAAAAAUGACGGUGUUGGCGGCAUAUGCAAUGUGCUAUAAUUCUAUAAUUUAUUCCAAAUUUAACAACUUACAUAAUGCAUAAUUGCUGAAGCUGAUCCAGUGAAUAAUUCAUUGCAACUGUUUUCCUUUUAACAGAAUCUUUGCGCCACUGAGCCCUGCCUGAACAACGGAACGUGCUACAUGGGAUAUACCGUAAAGAAGUACAUUUGCGCAUGCCCAGCUGGCUUCAAAGGGGAAAAUUGCGAAAUAAAAGGUACUUUCAUCAGAACAUUAAGCUACCUGAAGGGGUAGGGGGUUAUCAGUUAUGGUUUUUGCGCUCUCUCCUCUUCUGUCGUCCUCCAUCUAGUCAGCUAAGCCAUUUACAAGUUUUCUUCCUUUAUCUUCUUUUUUGUAAUAAAUUUAAAGUCAUACAAAAGAGAAUAAGGCAAAUAUCAACACAUAGUUCGCAGUAUUUAUUCCUUUUUUCCAGUUUACAAGAUCUACGAUGAUUUUGCCAAGUAGGACAACGAUUAAACAGCAAUGAGGGUGUAUAUACUUAGCCUGUGUACAGAUGCCCCCUCAGUAAAAAAAGAUUCCCCUUUCCCGGUUUUUUACUAAGAGGAGGGGGCGUAUGUAUACCGGCUAAGUACAUACUGUCACCGAACACAGCCGAUGGGAGAUGGAUUGGACACUCUAAAAAUGACUUGAUGGGGGCUUGGUACUACUGCACACCGUAUUAGCGAUCUACUCCAAUCCGUUUGUUGGCUUUGUUUGUAAGUGAUGUUUUAUUCAAAUACAGUUAGUAGUAAAUAUAGUGGCUGCUAAUAUCACGCCUAUCAUAUUGCGUUAAAGUGAUAAAGCUUGGAAACGCUACACUGUUCAUUCAUUCAGUUAAUUCAAGUUCGCAGAAAUUGUGCUGAGGUCUAUGAUGCCGGUUUUCGAACCAGUGGUGUCUACACUAUCGACCCUGAUGGUGCUGGAGCCUUUGAUGUGUACUGUGACCAAACAGACAGCCGGUGGCGGAUGGACUGUGUUCCGAAAGAGACUGGACGGCUCGGUAGAUUUCUAUUGCGGCUGGGACGACUACAAACGAGGCUUUGGAAUCUGAAUGGUGAGUUUUGGCUCGGGCUGGACAAGAUUCAUCGACUAACUAAAGGACGCAGCAGGCUUUGGGUUGAUCUGGAAGACUUCGACAACCAAACAGCUUACGCUGAAUACCACUCAUUUGGUGUUGGUGAUGAACAGAGCAAGUACAAGCUUGAACGUCUUGGACAAUGUGCUGGUAAGACACAACAACAUAGUUAA
Molecule: messenger RNA, 1615 nt
Organism: Porites evermanni
Lineage: Eukaryota; Metazoa; Cnidaria; Anthozoa; Scleractinia; Poritidae
Source: the annotation of a GenBank genome assembly